This is a messenger RNA of Poecilia latipinna (sailfin molly), 2352 nucleotides long. It is a transcript of the gene plekho1a, whose product is annotated as pleckstrin homology domain containing, family O member 1a. Gene Ontology annotation, biological process: regulation of myoblast fusion. Lineage: Eukaryota; Metazoa; Chordata; Actinopteri; Cyprinodontiformes; Poeciliidae. Gene Ontology annotation, cellular component: muscle cell projection membrane; ruffle membrane. Bases 269 to 2242 code for a protein of 657 amino acids. The transcript is spliced from 10 exons. The record is from RefSeq and is a predicted model, not a curated record.
CGAAGCCAAAGAGCAUCUGCUUCAAAGCGGUCCGCGCACGCGCAGGAGGGAAGGAUGCAGCCUGUGUUCAGACAACAGCCGCGGCUCUGAGGAGGAGACACAACCGGCGUGGACCCGAGUGGACGCGGCGGCACCGACACCAGGACCUCACCGGGGACCGGAGCGACCAGAGUCCGGGCUGCAGCUCCCUCCGGGCCGGACCGAACCUCCUCCUUCUUCCCCAGCGCUCCGACUGAGCGGUUCCCACCGGGAGUGAAGAGGAGGGAGGAUGAAGAAAAGCAACCAAAGCAGACGGGGCUUGCAGGACUCCGGUCCGCUCGCCGUCCAGCAGCCGGAGAAGGCAGGUUGGAUCAGGAAGUUCUGCGGUCGAGGGAUUUUCAGGGAGCUGUGGCGGAGCAGGUACCUGGUGCUGAAGGGAGAUCACCUCUACAUCUCAGACAAGGAGGUUAAAGAUGAGCGUAAAGCCCAGGAGGUGUUUGACCUGGCUGAUUACGAGCGCUCAGAGGAGCUGAGGAAGGCGAAGAGUCGGAGCAAGAAGAACCACAGUCGCUUCACGUUGCUGCGCUGCAAGCAGCGAGGAAACACGGUUCCUAACCUGGUGUUUCUGGCUGUGAGUCCGGAGGAGAAGGAGUCCUGGAUCAACACGCUGAACGUGGCUAUAAUCAGGGCCAAGAACAGAGUUCUAGAUGAGGUGACCAUUGAGGAGGACAGCGCUCUGGACCAUCUGACCAGAGAUCGGGCCAAGAUCCCUCACAGCCGCCGGCUGCCGACCAGAGGACACCUCAUGGCCGUGGCCUCCACAUCCUCCCACGGCAUGCUGACCCUUGACCUGGUUGCUGAAGAGGACGGUUUCUGCCUUGAAUAUGACGACGACGAAUCCUGGGAGGACAGCUUCCGGGUCGACCUGCAGAAAGAGGGCUCCGGAGGCGGGAUCGGGGGUCGUCAGCGGGCAGGAACCGACGUCUCGAAGCUGCGGGUGAUGACCAAAGAGCCCAAAGUGAAGACGGGGAGCCUACCGAGAGGCAGCGAGCGCUCCUGGGGCAAACAGUCACACCUGGACGCCUCCAAAGUCCAAAAGAACCAGCAAGUCCAGGUCCUUCAGGCCCAGUCUCGAACGCCGCAGCCAGGGAAGAGGUUCAGCAUGCAGGGUCGGAGUCGCUGCGCCUCCAUGGAUGAAGUCCUGUCCUCCAGACCAGCAAUGAUUCGGUCAGAGUUUCGUUCGGCUCUUCGUCGCUGUCCGACCGAAGAGGAGGCGGGCAGCGGCUCCUCCGCCCAGCCUGUCGGCCAGCUGCAGAGCCUCAUCGCCCAGAGGAUGCAGAGAGCCCAGGAGCUGCUGGAGGAAAUGAGGCUGCAGGAGCUGCAGAAGGCCAAAGCAGAGAGAGAACGAGGCGGCAGCUCAACGUACCUGAAGGGGAUCAACUCCCCUCGGCUUCACCACCUCAGGGGCUCAGACUCUCCCCACUCCAGCAGAUCGUCGGGGUCUCCGAGGAGCAGGAGCAGCGACUCGCCACGCCUCCGGGGCAAAGACUCGCCUCGCCUCAGAGGAAGAGAGUCUCCUCGAUCUAAAGCCAAGAAGAACCGCUCCAAAGCCGCCGACUCACCUCGCUCCAGAGGGUCUCACUCUCCUGCAGCUAAAGCCGCCGACUCCCCUCGCCUAAAGGAUCCGAGCGGCUCUCCUCGAUCGAAGAGCUCCGACGCUCCAAAACCGAAGGGGUCAUCGGGUUCCAACAGAAAGGAUUAUUCUCCUCCACAGAAGACUCCCGAGACGCCGCCAUGUUUGAAUAGAUCCAAUUCCUGUCAGGCGGAGGGAUCCGGUUCGUUGCAGGGCAGCGAGACCGACUCCCCUCAUCUGGGCAUCAUUAAGGAGAACCAGCAGAACCAAAACUCUCCUGGUCUGCACAGAUCCUUCGACUCCGCGCUGCCCAAAACCCCCGACAAGCUCCGCGUCUCUCCUCCUCUGGAGCCGCCCGAAGAGGAUCAGGAGGUGGAGAGGCGGCGUGCCGAGGCCGAGCGGCUGCUGGAGGAGGCGGUGUCGUCCUGGAAAGAGGCGCAGGAGGUCCUGCAGGAGGUGAAGGAGCUGCAGAGCCAGACGCUGAGGCGGCAGCGCAGGAGGACCUACGAGAAGAUGACGACGUCGGCGGCGGCGGCUUUGCAGCCUGCGGCAACCGCAUCCGGAGAGGAGGACGACACUCCGGCCUCCCCGACGUCACCGGAGGACGAGGAGGAGUCCGAGACUCCUUGAUGAGAACAAACAUCCGGCAGCGCUUCUCUGCAUGCUUACACUGCAAAAAAAACUAAAUCUCACCCCAUUUUUUUGGUCCAGUUUCUAGUUAAAAUAUCUUAGUGCUCUUG